Paramisgurnus dabryanus is the source of this 1470-nucleotide messenger RNA. Its product is annotated as N-acetylneuraminate-9-phosphate synthase-like. NCBI's taxonomy places the organism in Eukaryota, Metazoa, Chordata, Actinopteri, Cypriniformes, Cobitidae. The record is from RefSeq and is a predicted model, not a curated record. Gene Ontology annotation, biological process: carbohydrate biosynthetic process. Gene Ontology annotation, molecular function: N-acylneuraminate-9-phosphate synthase activity.
UUUUAUCGGCCUUCUUGUGGCAAGUCUGCUCACUCUCCACACCUGCAAACCUUUAUAGUUUUAAUUUACAAAAUGGCUUCUGAGUUUGAACUCUGUCCUGGAAGAAGAAUAGGGGGCUCCAAUCCCUGUUUUAUCAUUGCUGAGAUUGGACAGAACCAUCAAGGAGACAUUGAGAUUGCCAAAAGAAUGAUCCGAAUGGCUAAGGAUUGUGGAGCUGACUGUGCUAAGUUUCAGAAGAGUGAGAUCGAGCACAGAUUCACCAAACAUGCUCUGGAGCGUCCUUAUACGUCUCCUCAUGCCUGGGGCCCAACCUAUGGAGCUCACAAGCAACACCUAGAGUUUAGUCACCAGCAGUACAGAGAACUACAGCAGUAUGCAAAUGACAUUGGCAUUUUCUUUACAGCAUCAGGAAUGGACGAGAUGGCUGUAGAAUUUCUUCACGAGAUAAAUGUACCAUUUUUUAAAGUGGCCUCAGCAGACACAAACAACAUACCGUACCUGGAGAAAACGGCAAAGAAAGGUCGCCCCAUGGUGAUCUCCAGUGGUAUGCAGUCUAUGGAGACCAUGCGCUGUGUUUACCAAACAGUGAAGAAGCACAAUCCGAAUUUCACCUUUCUGCAGUGCACCAGCGCUUAUCCACUGCCAACAGAGCACAUCAAUCUAAGUCUGAUCACUGAAUUUCAGAAGGAGUUUCCAGACAUUCCCAUAGGCUACUCUGGACAUGAGACAGGCAUUUAUGUGUCGGUGGCUGCCGUGGCAUUGGGAGCAAAGGUGUUGGAGCGUCAUGUGACCUUGGACAAGACCUGGAAAGGCAGUGACCAUUCAGCUUCAUUGGAGCCAGCUGAGCUUGCAGAACUGGUGAAAGCUAUCAGGACUGUUGAGGUGGCCAUGGGUUCACCAAUCAAACAACUGCUGUCCUGUGAAUCAUCCUGUCAUAGCAAGUUGGGUAAGUCAGUGGUUGCCCGGAUGCCACUGAAGAAGGGUGUGAUGUUAACCCUCGACAUGUUGACAAUAAAAGUGGCUGAACCGCAUGGUGUGUCACCAGAGAACAUCUUUAAGCUGGUGGGAAAAAGGAUCACCGUGGACGUGGGGGAAGAUGUUGCCAUAACUGAUGAUAUGAUAAAAUAUUAAUGAUCUUUUUCAGACAUAUUAUUGAUGAAAAGCUCUUUUUAGCCAAUAAUAAAUCUACUUCAGGGUUUUAUGCAUUUAUUAUCAGUGUGUAUGUGCCUUUAAUAUGCAUGUGUACAUAUACUAUGUAACCAUGUUAGUGCCAUUUGAAACAUUAUCCUCUGGAUAUCCAUAUAUCAUGUUUCUCAUUUUCAUCAUCAGGUUACAAAAUUUAUAACAAGGCUGUAAACACACCUCUGUAAAGUUUUUAAAUACACUUUGCACUUUCGACUCUAGUUUGUGCACUUUGUUCAACUUGACCUCUUUUGGUUUUUGCAAUGAAUAAAGUCUUUCAACCAAAAA